UCUCACACACUCUCUCUCUCUCUAAUACUCUUCUUCUCCACCAAGUUAUCAGCUUUUUAUCAUCUUUUUUGGUUCCUUUCUAUCAAAGCCCCAAUCUCCCUCUCUCUUUAUCCUUAAUUUCCUUUCAGCUUUUUCAGAUCUCACCACCUCCAUUUCUAAUUUUUCUUGUUAAUCUAAUAUCUUAUCUUCCAGGGUUAAUAAGAUCAAGGCAUUCGAGUGAAAGCUUUUUUUUUCCCCCUCUGAAUUGAUGCUUGAGCAUGUGAACGUGAAUUUUGGGAUUUCUCUUUUUUCGGGGUAAAUUCGAGUACUAAGAGAAGGUUCUUAUUGUUUAAAAGUUGGAGGUCUGGGUCUCAUGAGAAUUGUUAGGGGAAUGCAGAGAUUGUUUUGUGAGAACGAGGAGCUGAACGCACUGGGCUGGAAGAAUUCCUUCAGCCAAGGAAUUGGUGCCACUGCGCCCAAGGCAAGAACGCGCGACAAAGCCAUGAUUACUGGGGUCUUUUGUAGUGUCUAAUUUUUUGGUCAUUUGGAGUCGAGAAUUGGUGUUUGGAUUUCAGUAACCGAGAAUAAUAAAAAUUGAAACCAAUGACUCGGAUUUUGGUUCAACGAGGCAGCGGUUCUUCUUCUUCAAACCAGAGUCGAGCGGGGUCCUCUUCGGCUGCUCGGCAGGAGACACCGGUUACAGCUACGACUCAGGUCGUUUCAGCUCUGAAAGAUGAUGAAAUUGGUGAUGAGGCACAGGAACUUGUAGUUGUUGAUGAGUUAUUGGAGUAUUGCGGUAGUAGUGACAACAAGGCAUCUAAAAGCGAUGAGCUUUUGAUAGAAGGUUUACAUGGUGAUAGGAAUGAGAGUUUGAGUGAUGAUAUUGUGGAUAAUGAGAAAUUGGUUAAUGCUGAGUGUGUUGGAUCAGGGGACUUGAUAAAAGGAUUGGGUGGGUUGAGGAUAUUGGAGAGACCUGCAGCUGAGAGUGAAAGUUCAAGCGGCGAUUCUUCUGGGGUUGGCAGUGGAAGUGCACAACCACCACCCCCUCCUGUGCCACCUCCAAAGCCUCUGGCAACAAAUUCAAAUACAAACUCAAACUCGAGGAGAUUUGUAUCAGGGAGUUCAAAUUCUGUGCGAAUUGGAUCAUCCAGAAGAGCAGCUGCUUGGCCUAUUGUUUCUACAAGGACUUCACCAUCAGCGUCUCGGCCUUCCUCUCCUAGGUCUCAUGUUGAUAGUGAGGGGUAUAAUAGUGCUGAUGAGCAGAACCCUUGCUUUGUUUACUCCUAUGAUGAUUUGGAAAGAGAACGUCAGUUUGAGAUUGACAUAAGGCGGUCUAAAGGAUUAGAAGUCAAAAGAAUGUUGGAGGAUGGGAAUUGUCUCUUCCGUGCUGUUGCAGAUCAGGUGUAUGGAGAUUCUGAAGUGUGUCAUUCGAUUAGACAAAUGUGCAUAGAUUAUAUGGAACGAGAGAGGGACCACUUUUCUCAGUUUAUAACAGAAGGUUUUACAUCUUACUGUAAGAGGAAGAGAAGAGACAAGGUCUAUGGGAACAAUGUAGAGAUCCAAGCUUUAUCUGAAAUGUAUAACCGGCCAAUUCAUAUAUAUUCUUAUAGCACAGAACCUAUCAACAUAUUUCAUGGGGGCUAUAACACGGACACACCACCCAUAAGGCUGAGUUAUCAUCAUGGUAAUCAUUAUAACUCUCUCGUUGACCCACGGCAACUGACAAUUGGUGCAGGACUUGGUUUCAGCUGUCUUCGAGGGACAAAUGUGGACAGGGAUCAGGUGAAGGCUGCAAUUAAAGCUCAACAAGAUCAGCAGAUUGAUAAUGCACUUUUAGCGGAAGUGCAGUUUUACUCGGAUCUUGAGCUUACUGAGAAGGAGAUUGAACGUAUGGUGAUGGAGGCCUCUCGAGCAGAGUAUCUUGCCAGUGACAAAUUGAAGCAGCAACUUGGCUACAAAGAAUCUUCUACGUCUGGUGCUGAACCAUCAUCAUCUGGAGCUAGAUCGUCAGGCAGUGAGACCAAGGUGAGAGAACAGAGUUUGCAGGACACUGUUCUGAGCAGUAGUGUGCAGAUGGUUCUGUCAAUGGGAUUCCGCUAUCGGCGAGUGAUCGAGGCGUACAGCAUAUUUGGCGAUGAUGUGGAUGCAAUGGUUCGUUACCUAUUGGAAACUGGCAGUAGCAGGCGCAAAGGCAAAGCAACCGAAUGAGCAAAGCCACUGCUAUAUAUAUCAGAAGCAGAAAUUGAAACUUGUCCUAGGAUUAAAUUGCUUUAUCCCAUACUGACAUCGUAACUUUAAAAGUGAAAAGUGAAAGACCCGGUCCGAUUCAAUCAGAAGCCUUUGCUGAAGUAUGUUGUUACUCAAGUUCAAUCAAUAAAAGGAUUAGUAGUUUAUGUUAAAAA
Messenger RNA from Hevea brasiliensis (rubber tree), 2381 nucleotides. Its product is annotated as OVARIAN TUMOR DOMAIN-containing deubiquitinating enzyme 6. Bases 583 to 2187 code for a protein of 534 amino acids. Gene Ontology annotation, biological process: protein deubiquitination. The transcript is spliced from 10 exons. NCBI's taxonomy places the organism in Eukaryota, Viridiplantae, Streptophyta, Magnoliopsida, Malpighiales, Euphorbiaceae. Gene Ontology annotation, molecular function: K63-linked deubiquitinase activity; cysteine-type deubiquitinase activity; protein binding. The record is from RefSeq and is a predicted model, not a curated record.